Molecule: messenger RNA, 7335 nt
Organism: Osmia lignaria (orchard mason bee)
Lineage: Eukaryota; Metazoa; Arthropoda; Insecta; Hymenoptera; Megachilidae
Gene: Sbf
Product: SET domain binding factor
Cellular component (GO): membrane; cytoplasm
Molecular function (GO): guanyl-nucleotide exchange factor activity
Source: RefSeq, a predicted model, not a curated record
GUUACAUCGAAGAGUAACAUCUAUAGAAACAUAUAUGUUUUUAGUUUUAGGAUAUUCUCAGUGACCCAAGCAGAAGACAAACAAAAAAAAAAUAAAAUUAAAUGAGAAUUAUAACGCGUCCGUCUCUUCGUUUGUAUAUCUGUGGCGCGUUUUGGUUCAUACGCGGUUCAACAAACACCCAAUGUGGCGCUUGAACUUGGAAGGUUAUGGAUUGAAGCUUCGGGGUGUGGCAUCAUAUUGCGAUUUAUAAAAUAAAUGGAAUAUUGUAUUCCUGUAUAAUGACGAACAAACUUGUUUUCUGAAUGCGACGAGGCCAAGAAAUCCUAUUUCAACGGUGUAGGUGGUGUCUUAAAAAUUUCAACCACUGCCUGGAAAUUUGUACAUCAAACAAAACAAAAAUUGAUUUAAUAUAUUCCAGACGAUAUUGCACUUUUAACCGUACAUUUUAUGAUCUGAUUAAUGCUUAAAUGAAAUAAUAUACAUUUAAACAUGUCUAUGAUAUUUUUCAAUUAAUUUGCAUAUUGACACGUAUUUAUGUGUAACAUUGGCACAAGGUAGUUGAUUGUUACUUGAUAGGAUACGGUCCAUGAAAUCACGUGUAUUAAAGUCUACGUGGGAUGUUGGGCGCUAUCACCCCCACGAGCUCCCACGAGUAUACCGAAAUGUCUCGAUUAGCCGACUACUUUGUUGUGGUCGGCUACGACCACGAAAAAGAGAGAGGUGGUAUAAGUAAUGGAAUCAUUUUACAAAGAUUCCCUGAGAAAGAUUGGCCAGAUACACCAUUUAUAGAAGGAAUAGAAUGGUUUUGUCAACCACAAGGAUGGGCCUUAUCAACAGAAAGACAAGAGCCAAGGUUUUUUGUAUCCAUUUUAACUGACAUCGAUGCAAACCGUCAUUACUGUGCAUGCAUGUGUUUUAAUGAAACUAUAUCUAUUGUGCCAAGUAAGCCUGUAGAUGAAGAAGAAGAUCCUGUAGAUGGUGAUAGUCGUUCUUUGGUCAGAACAAUGCCAACAAUUACACAUCACAGCAUCAUGUAUGCACCUAAAUGUCUGGUGCUGGUUUCCAGACUUGAUUACAUUGAAACAUUUAGAAAUUGCCUUGGUAUUAUAUACACAGUGUACGUAGAAAAUCUUGGUAUACCAUUAGAAACUUUGGUAGGAAACAUAUUAGGUUGUAUACAAGUACCACCCGCUGGUGGACCACAAGUAAGGUUUAGCAUUGGUGCAGGUGACCGUCAAGCACUUCAACCUCCAAUCAGUCCUUCUCUUCCAAUUACUCAUAGUAGUGUAAACCUUUUAUUUCAACAAUUAGGUAUUCGUAAUGUAUUAGUAUUAUUUUGUGCUGUCAUGACAGAACACAAAAUACUCUUUCAUUCUGCAAGUUACUCACGAUUAACCGAAGGAUGUCGUGCUCUUACUGCACUAAUGUAUCCAUUUAGAUAUACGCAUGUUUACAUUCCUCUCUUACCAGCAGCUUUAGUGGAAGUACUCAGUACACCUACUCCAUUUAUUAUGGGUGUACACAGUUCACUAAAAUAUGAAGUUGCAGAACUUAUGGAUGUAAUUGUUGCUGAUUUAGAUGGAGGGUCUAUAAUGGUUCCAGAUGGAGUUUCACUUCCACUCCUUCCUGAACCACUUCUUUCGCAAACACAAGAUGCAUUGUCUUUAGUAUUGCAACCAGAAUUAUCUUGUGCAGAUUAUGCUUUUCCACCGCUUGCAACACGAGCCCCACAUUCACCUAUGUUAGACAAGGAGUUAAGAGCAGUUUUUAUGCGAACCUUUGCUCAAUUGUUGCAAGGGUACAGAAGUUGUCUGACAUUAAUAAGAAUUCAUCCAAAACCUGUUAUAACAUUUCAUAAGGCAGCAUUCUUAGGAGAACGUGGUUUAACGGAUUGUGAUUUUACAACUAGAGUGUUGGAUUGCAUGUUUUUUACUUCAUUUAUUGCAGAAAGGGGACCACCUUGGAGACCUUGCGAUGUAUGGGAUGAAUUAUACAAUAACUUGAGCGAUCAAUUAAAACAAGAAGCACAAGAUAAUAGACUCAUUUUAACGCAUAUUCAAGAAUUAGCACAACAAUUAUAUACAAACGAAAAUCCAAAUCCUCAGCCGUACGUACAAAAAAUUUUGAAACCACCUGAAGGAGCAUUUGCCAGAAUACACCAGCCACUUUUACCACGCAUUAAUUCAGAACAAGUUCAAGCGAUUAUAGAUGAAGGUCUUGCAAAAAAUAAUCUUAAAGUCAGAUUAUCAUCAUUAAGACCAUCACAACCUCGCAUUGUACCAAUGGGUCCACACAUUUCAUUUGUCCAUGACACUAGACAUUUGGUUAGCAAUUCUGCACGUAGACUCGAAGUUCUACGUAAUUGUAUAAAUUGUAUAUUUGAAAAUAAGAUAUCCGAUGCUCGUAAAACUUUCCCGGCCGUCUUAAGAGCUUUGAAAAGCAAAGCUGCUCGUUUAGCACUUUGCAUGGAAUUAUCGCAGCACGUUGUUGGAAAUAAGGCUAUGUUAGAACAUCAACAAUUUGAUCUAGUUGUACGAUUGAUGAAUUGUGCGUUGCAAGAUGAUUCGUCCAUGGACGAACAUGGUGUUGCUGCUGCGCUUCUUCCUCUUGCAACAGCAUUUUGCAGGAAACUUUGUACAGGAGUAAUACAGUUUGCUUAUACUUGUAUUCAAGAACAUCCUGUGUGGCAAAAUCAACAAUUUUGGGAAGAUGCUUUCUAUUUGGACGUUCAGAAGGACAUUAAACGAUUAUAUCUUCCUGGUGAGAAUUCUCCACCACGGCUCAUAAACGAUGGUAUUCUAAGUCCUAUUAGCCCACGCGACGGUAAAGAAUUUCCAUUUCGUGAUCGAUACUCGAUUUAUCAAAUUCAAGAACCAUCGGCCCUUGAAAUAGCUGCUGAACAAAUGAGGAUUUGGCCGACGAUUGACGCAGAAAAACAAAAGGAACUCAUAGCAAGCGAAGAGAGUACUAUGUAUAGCCAAGCAAUUCAUUAUGCGAAUAGAAUGGUUUACUUAUUGGUCCCGUUGGAUAUAGGAGCAAAGACUCACCGUCAGGAUAAUGUUUAUGACGACGAAAGAGCAAGUAAUAGUAUUACAAAUAGUGUAGCAAGCGACAGUGGCGAUGCAGAGUCUGGAUUUGAAGAAACUGAUCCCGGAGAAACUGGUAGCGCGGUUAUUCGGAUGGUUUCAAGAUUUGUAGACCGUGUUUGUACCGAAGGGGGUGUAAGUGCUGAACAUGUUAGAUGUUUACAUCAAAUGGUUCCUGGCGUUGUUCAUAUGCACAUCGAAACCCUCGAGGCUGUACAUAGAGAAAGUAAGAGAUUACCACCGAUACAGAAACCGAAAAUUUUAACACCCAACAUGUUGCCCGGUGAAGAAGUUAUUAUGGACGGUUUACGCGUUUAUCUUUUACCGGAUGGAAGAGAAGAAAGUUCUGCAGGAUUGCCAAAGAUACCACCGCUCUUGCCAGCCGAAGGGGCUAUUUUUCUUACUAAUUACAGAAUCGUAUUUAAAGGAAUCCCUUGUGAUCCAUUUGCUUGCGAACAGUUAGUGGUUCGAGCUUUCCCUGUAACGUCAUUAACUAAAGAAAAGCGUGUCGCUGUACAACAUUUAGCACAUUUAGAUCAGUGUUUACAGGAAGGAUUACAAUUACGUUCUUGUACUUUUCAAUUAAUAAAAUUAGCUUUCGAUGAAGAGGUUACACCUGAAAAUAUUGAAACUUUACGAAAAUUAGUUCAUAAAGCUCGCUAUCCACCACACAUCUUCCAUCAUUUCGCUUUCAAUGGUCAGGUGUUGGUUACUCAGACGGCGCACCAUAAAGGAAAAGAAAAGAAUGCCACUCUUAAGGGAUUCGCAAAGAAAACACUUUUAAAAACUGCACGUAAGGCAGGUUUUAAGCCAAAACAGUCAUCUAAAAGACAAAAGUACGUCUUGCCAAAUAUGAAUAUCAUUACUAAUAAUAAAUACAUGACAUCACCUGGUCGAAUGAGUUUACCAGUAACAGAUAACAAUGACUUGAGUCACGAUGAUGAUCUCAGUGUAGAUGAUUUUGAGAUUCCUGGUAUUGUAACUCAACCACCGACUGAUGCAAAAACAUUAGAACGAUUAUCAGAACGUAGUUACGUUAGAGAUUGGUAUCGACUGGGAUUAUAUUCAAAUGGACCCCACAAUAAUCGUAGAAACGAACCAUUUCGAUUGUCGUCUGUGAAUUGUGCCUACAUGAUUUGUAGAAGUUAUCCCGCGCUACUUAUAGUUCCUUCGUCAGUAUCAGAUGAAAGUAUUCGUAGAUUUUGUCGGCUUUAUAGACAUAAUAGAAUACCUAUCGUCACAUGGAGACAUCCAAGAACGAAAGCACUUUUAAUUAGAGGAGCAGGUUAUCAUGGAAAGGGUGUUAUGGGCAUGCUAAAAGCUCAUCCAGCAUCUGCUGGUAACUUAAAAACAACAUCUUCGGAAACGACAUCUUCUCUAGAACAAGAAAAGUAUAUUAUGGCUCUUGUAGCUGCAACUCCGUUAUCCGCGAUAAGGCAAGGUUCUGCAUGGGGAAUGUCUGACAGUUCUCUCAGUAUUGAUUCUUUAUUGUUAGCGGCUGAAGAUCGUAAUGCGACGCCUGAACAGUCGCGGCGAAAUCCAUUUAAUAAAGCAAUUGGAACAUUGAGUUCAUCAGGAGGUAAGGGCCCAAAGAACUUUGGUCGCUGGGGUUCGUUAAAAGAUAAAAGACAUAAUUCUCAAGCUUCUUUAACUUCAGUUCACCAACGUGGAACUGUGAGACAUUCUACAGAUUCGGAUAGUGGUACUGAAUGUGUUCAUACAUUUCAACGUGCCGCAUUAUACAUCCUGGGUGAAAAAGCACAUAUGAAAGGUGUUAAAGCGGAAUCUGCACCGAAAACAGAUUUCAUUCCAGUGGAAUACUAUGAUGUAAGACAUACCAAAGCUGCAUUUAAAAAACUUAUGCGAGCCUGUGUUCCUAGCUCUCCGAAUGUAGAGCCUGACCAAAGUUUUUAUAAAUUAAUCGAAAGUUCAGAAUGGUUACAGCAGCUUCAGAAUUUAAUGCAAUUAGCUGGAGCUGUUAUAGACUUAAUGGACGUACAAGGAUCAUCGGUGGCUGUUUGUUUAGAGGAGGGUUGGGAUACCACAGCAACAGUAUGUUCUGUUGCUCAAGUAUGUCUUGAUCCUCAGUAUAGAACUAUUGAAGGUUUUCGAAUUUUGAUCGAAAAAGAAUGGCUUGGAUUUGGUCAUAGAUUUGGACACCGUAGUAAUCUUGCAGCGAACUCACAAACUACAAACUUUACUCCUACCUUUCUUCAGUUCCUAGAUAUAGUGCAUCAAAUUCAAAAACAAUUCCCAUUAGCGUUUGAAUUUAACGAAUAUUACUUAAAAUUUUUGGCAUAUCAUUCGGUUUCUUGCCGUUUUCGUACGUUUUUAUUAGACUGUGAGUUUGAUAGAGUAGAAUGUGGCAUUACUGCCGUAGAAGACAAAAGAGGAUCACUGACAAGCCAUCACAAAGGUGUUGACACAGGUAGCGACGAUGAAACAAUUUACCCUGGAGGUAGAUUAGCAGGAACUAAUCAAGGAUGUAACCUUGGUCAAAGCAUAUUUGAUUAUAUCGAGAAACAACAUGCAAGGUGUCCCUUGUUCUAUAAUUUCAUGUACACGCCUAAUACUGAAAAUACGGUAUUAAGGCCUGUUUCACAUUUAUCAAGUCUCGAUAUUUGGCAAUACUAUUUAGAAGAAGAAUUGGCUCACGGGCCUGCAUAUGACUUAGAAGUAUUGCAACAAGACUCGCAACAAGAGGAGGAAGCAGAAGCUGCUGAUGGUGUGGUGAAAAGUAAUCGCAAAGUGGUUACACAAGGGUAUGACGGUGUGAGUUCAAUGGUACCCGAUCAAUUUUCCCAUCUUCUGGAAGAGAUUCAUAAAUUGGAAACUGAAUUAGGUCAUUUACCACAAAAGUGGAAAGUUCUUUGGGAUAAACUUGAAUUGCCAAAUACAGAUUCACUUGCUCGACAUGCUUCAUUCAGUACUGCAUUAGUUAGAUAUCAUGGUCGGUUGAUUCAUAAACGUUCAACAUUAGAAUUACUUUUGAGAGGUAAACUCGCUGGUGGUAAUACUUCUGGAAAUGAUGGUUCCGUUUAUGCACAUCCUCAUAGGUUCGAGAGAUUAGAUUCAGCAACGCCGACUCAUUGCGAUGCCUGCUCUGGUGUAUUAUGGGGUCCUGUAAAAGCCGGUUUGCGAUGUGUUGAUUGUGGUCAUGUAUGUCACGAUAAGUGUGCUGAUGCAGUACCAAAAAAUUGUACAAAAUAUAAGGCAGUAACUGAUAAUUUACAAACUCACACGCUUACACGAAGCGGCGGUGACAAUGGAAGUGUAAAUUCAAGUGUCGCUACAAUACAAACUUCUUCGCAACAAUAUUAUGAACAAUUCUCUAGUAAUGUUGCUGAAAAUAGAACACAUGAAGGCUACCUUUAUAAACGAGGUGCUCUACUUAAAGGUUGGAAACAAAGAUGGUUUGUGUUAGAUUCUAUAAAACAUCAAUUAAGAUAUUAUGAUGCAAUGGAAGAUUCUCAUUGUAAAGGAUAUAUUGAUUUAGCCGAAGUAGUAUCUGUAACUCCAGCUCAACCAAUGCCAGGGCCACCAAAGAAAACAGAUGAUAAAUCGUUCUUUGAUCUUCGUACAAACAGACGAACAUAUAAUUUUUGUGCUGGUGAUGCAGCAACUGCACAAGAAUGGAUUGAAAAAGUUCAAGCGUGCUUACAAUAGCUUGAUUAUAACUCUAAUUUAAAUUAUGCAAGUGACUGAUAGAUUAAAACAGAUUUUAAUUUUGUUACAUACUAUUGUAUAGUUUACUAGUAGUACGUAUUAUAGACUGCAGUAACAUUGCUUUAAAUAUUUUUAAAUCCAACAAUUGUUGGAUUGAAAACAGUAUCAUAAAUUGAAUGUGAUGUACUCAUAUCUUUGACGUAGCAUUAUUAUAUAAAUGUAUAUUGUAAUUGUAUAAUUACAUACGUUAAAUUUGAGUUAUUUCAACUGGAAGAUGAAAGAUCAGAAGAUACUCAAUUAAACGUUAAAAGUUUUUUUAUUUUUUGUAUUAUGUUUUUAAUUUUAAAUGCAUACAAAUAGAGCGUAAACUAUAUUAAAAUGUUAAAUGAAAUCAUCUAUUCUGAAAAUUACUACGAUAUUAUUGUUAGUAUAAUUACAAUUAUAACCGGAUAAGUAGCUACUUUGCUUGUUACAAAGAAUGAACGAACGUGAACGGAUACGAGAAGUCAUGUUCUUUUGAAAUCUCAUGUAAUAUUUGUUUAAUAACUCUGCUACGCUUAUCAGUAAAACUAAAAUUGAAAAA